AUGACCUUGAACCAAUCCUCAGACCCCCUUACAGCUCUCGUGGAUAUCAUAUCUACCCAAACCGCGGUUCUUCAAUCCGCAUACAAGAAUGACAGUACCAAGGUCCCUUCUAUUGACGACCCUUACCAGCCUACGCCAUUGGAGUUCGAUCCAAGUAUCACGGCAGCUCGAAAUCUCAUCGUUGCUGCUGCGACUCAGCUUAUUGCUACAGUGGGGUCUCCACACGAACUGAUCUACGCGAAUUUGUCUGGAGAGUAUGAUACAGUCACCAUGGGGUUUAUUGUUGAUGUCAAUAUUCCUGAAAUCCUCAAAGAAGCAGGAACGCAGGGACUCCAUGUUGAUGAACUGUCUUUGGCCACAGGAAUCGGGUCGUCCUAUAUAGCUCGUGUGUUGCGCUACCUCGCCACCCGUCACUUUUUCAAAGAAGUGUCGCCGAAUGUUUUCGCUCAUAACCGAUUAUCAUCGCUACUAACUAAGGCCAAAUCUCUCAAAGAGAUUAAGGAAGAGUCUGUUGAAUAUCUUUCCAUCAAUCCUCUUUCCUCAUCUGUAGAGUCCUUUAGCCCCGCUUCUCGAUAUGACAACUCCUCCAUCGCGGCGUGCUCGCAAAUGGCGUAUAAUCCAAAGCAAGCGUCAGCUCCGUUCAAUAUCGCAUACAACACUCCCGAAAAGAUGUGGGAAUGGACAGAGAAACCGGGAAAUGAACUUGUGUCGCGCAAGUUUGGUGCAGCGAUGCAGAAUAUUGGGGAGAUGUCUCCUUCCGAGGUGUUCACUUCUGGGAUUGAGGCCGAUAAACUGAAAGCCAAUGAUAUUGUAGUCGAUGUUGGUGGUGGAGUUGGCACUCUAACACUUACUCUUAAAAAGGCCUUCCCGAACCUACGAUACAUUGUUCAAGACUUGGAUCAACAAAUAUUCUGGGCCGAGAAGGAUCCUGAAGCAAUCAAAGUUGGGCAAGUUCAAUUGCAAGCUCACGAUUUCGGGAAACCGCAACCUAUUAAAGGGGCUGCUGUCUAUCUACUUCGCAUGGUUCUACACAACUGCUCAGACGAUUAUGCGAGGAAACUACUCAGUAACCUUCGUUUCGGUGCUGAUAUCAAUAAAUCCAAGCUCGUCGUGUUCGAGAUGCUUGCGAAGCACGUCACUGAAGAAUUCGGCUCUGGGGUCAGCGUGCCCUACCCUUUGCUUCCAAAUCUAGGCGUGGUCGGGGGUGGCUCUGUCACAAGUCUCGAUAUGGCGAUGUUGACGAUGUAUGAUGGCCAAGAAAGGACGUUGGAGGAAUAUACUCAGCUAGGGAAAGAAGCCGGAUGGAAGUUGAAUAAUGUGAAAAAGGGGGAACUGGCUGCGUUGAUAUUCACCCCAAUCUGA
This is a messenger RNA of Lentinula edodes (shiitake mushroom), 1362 nucleotides long. RefSeq names its product S-adenosyl-L-methionine-dependent methyltransferase. The record is from RefSeq and is a predicted model, not a curated record. NCBI's taxonomy places the organism in Eukaryota, Fungi, Basidiomycota, Agaricomycetes, Agaricales, Omphalotaceae. Gene Ontology annotation, molecular function: O-methyltransferase activity. Bases 1 to 1362 code for a protein of 453 amino acids. The transcript has 8 exons.